Aspergillus mulundensis is the source of this 1047-nucleotide messenger RNA. RefSeq names its product putative GTPase MTG1. Bases 1 to 1047 code for a protein of 348 amino acids. Gene Ontology annotation, cellular component: mitochondrion. Gene Ontology annotation, molecular function: GTPase activity; GTP binding. The transcript has 2 exons. The record is from RefSeq and is a predicted model, not a curated record. NCBI's taxonomy places the organism in Eukaryota, Fungi, Ascomycota, Eurotiomycetes, Eurotiales, Aspergillaceae.
AUGGCGGCCACCUUUGUGCCGCGCCAGGCAUUUCCCAACUAUGCCUCAAUCCCGCGGUCCUAUUUCCUCGGCCACCAUAGGGCUGGGUUGAACAAGAUGCGGAACAUGCUCUCAUCGAUCGACUAUGUGAUCGAGUGCAGAGACAACCGGGUCCCGUUUACCUCAGUGAAUCCCAUGUUUGAGGAAGCCCUGGGGAAGAUUAGACGGCUCGUUGUAUACACGAAGAAAGACCUGGCAUCGCAAGGCGAUCCACGGGAACAGAAGGCUCUCGAGAAAAAGAUCCGGAGUUUUAACCGCGGCACGCCCGUCUUCUUCGUCAACACACGCCAUGCAUCUCCGUCAACUAACCACCCGAAUGUGAGCACGCUCCUGGCGCAUCUGCGCAACGACGCCAAUGGACCCGACAAGCUCGUCGGCUGUCGCGUGAUAGUCGUCGGAAUGCCCAAUGUUGGGAAAUCAACACUAAUCAAUUGCCUGCGCAACCGCGGCGUGGGGAAGGCGAAAGCCGUGCACACGGGCGACCAGCCGGGUAUCACGCGAAAGAUCGGGACACCCGUCAAGAUCAUAGAGAAGGAGAAUGGUGCCCAUGUGUAUGUGCUGGAUACGCCCGGUGUAUUCAUGCCCUAUGUGCCGGACGCGGAGAACAUGCUGAAGCUGGCGCUUUGUGGCUGUGUCAAGGACUCGGUGAUUUCGCCGGUUACGCUGGCAGACUAUCUGCUUUACCACAUUAAUCUGCAUGAUCCAAGCGUAUAUCAGCGGUGGUCGGCUCCGACGAAUGAGAUUCAGCCGCUCCUGGAUAGUUUUGCACAUAAUACGGGUUUGCUUGCUAAGGGAGGGAUACCGAAUCUCGAUCUUGCUGCGUUACAUUUUAUCCAGAAAUGGCGCGGCGGUGGACUCGGUAGGUUCGUAUUAGACGACAUACAAGAAGAGGAGCGUCGGAGAGAAGCUGGCAUUGAGGACAAGGUUAGCAUGAGUAUCACGCAAGCCCUGAAAGAAGAGAGAAGGGCGAAGCGCCCGCCAGUAGAACCUUCGGAUAAACAAGAUUAG